AUGACCUAUUCGACUGUCAUUCUCGCUCUUCUCGUGUGCUCCGUCGUCGCUCAGAUUGGACAACAGGAACAAGGACAGAAAGGACAAGGACAGUUCGGAGGAUCCCAGGGAGGACAACAGUCCGGACUCGGAGGACAGCAGCGGUCGGGAUCCAGCGGACAAGGAGAACAACAAUCCGGAAGCAUCGGCCAGGGAUCGACGGGAGGACAGUCGUCUUCUGGAUUCGGAGGACAACAGGGACAGCAGCAGGGAGGACAGUCUGGAUUCGGGGGACAGAAGCAAGGAAUCUAA
Caenorhabditis sp. 36 PRJEB53466 is the source of this 291-nucleotide messenger RNA. The record is from the annotation of a GenBank genome assembly. NCBI's taxonomy places the organism in Eukaryota, Metazoa, Nematoda, Chromadorea, Rhabditida, Rhabditidae.